AUGUCCUUCUUACCCUCUCACUCCAUUGACCCUCACACGGUCCUCCAGCCCGCGUUCGAGGCUGCGCUCGGUCUCUUCUCGAUGCUCGCGGGCCGCCUCCGCAUCUGCGACGGCCACGUCGUGGUCGGCGCUGCCGCCAUGCCCGUCGUCCUCGCGGAGUCCGGCCUGUCGGCGGCCGACGUCGACACCGACUGCCCCUACUCGGCGCUGCUCGACCGCCUCGCGCCACCAGGGGACGGCGACGACGCGGGUACCCCGGUGCUUGCGCUCCAGGCCACGCGGUUCGCGUGCGGCGGCGGCAUCUGCAGUUGGCACCUUGACAGUCGGCGCAAAGGUUCUUUUAGUUCUCGGCCAGACACGGGAGGCAGCGGCGAGGAGGCCGCGGCGUGGCGCCGUGCUCCGUGCGCACCGCGGGUUUCAACACCAUUGGCACGCCCCCGACUCCGCCCCUUCGCUGCUGCUGCCGAGCCUCCAUGUGGAGGCGCCGGCGCCCGGGGGCGACGCGCUCGCCGUGCCGUUCGAGCAGAGGGUGCAGGAGGUCGUGCUCAAGCAGGCGGCGCUCGCGGCCGCGGCGCCGAGGACGGCGCGGAUCGAGCCCGUGCCCAUGGACGGCGGGCUCAAGGCUGCGGGGAGGUCUGCCAGGAGUACGCUUGGAAACACCCCCGCUCCACAGCACAGGAUCUCGUUUACCGCUGCGGGGAGGUCUACCAGGAGUACGCCAAGACAUUCUACUUGGCGACGCAGCUGAUGACACCGGAGAGGAGGAGGGCAAGCCCCAUUCUUUGGCGUCAAAAUUGGUAGUGAGUGGCACUGGGGAGAGGAAGAUUUUAUUGUCCACCAAUUAGCCUAGAG
Sorghum bicolor (sorghum) is the source of this 852-nucleotide messenger RNA. RefSeq lists its product as uncharacterized. The record is from RefSeq and is a predicted model, not a curated record. The coding region runs from base 1 to 801 and encodes 266 amino acids. Lineage: Eukaryota; Viridiplantae; Streptophyta; Magnoliopsida; Poales; Poaceae. The transcript has 2 exons.